Messenger RNA from Medicago truncatula (barrel medic), 2473 nucleotides. Its product is annotated as rust resistance kinase Lr10. Gene Ontology annotation, molecular function: polysaccharide binding; protein kinase activity; ATP binding. The transcript is spliced from 4 exons. The record is from RefSeq and is a predicted model, not a curated record. The coding region runs from base 61 to 2196 and encodes 711 amino acids. Gene Ontology annotation, biological process: protein phosphorylation. NCBI's taxonomy places the organism in Eukaryota, Viridiplantae, Streptophyta, Magnoliopsida, Fabales, Fabaceae.
AAGUGCAGAGAAAAAUUCUCUUCCUCCUCUGUGGAACCAUUAUCCUUGCUCCAAAAAUUCAUGGUAGUUGUUGUGUUGCUAUUUCAUGAUCAUCAUCAUCAAAGAUGUUAUGCAAUUACUAUUACUAAUAACCAAACAUAUUGUCCAUCCUCAUCAUGUGGCACAAUCAGAAACAUAAAACAUCCUUUUCGACUUCAGAAUGAUCCAGCAAACUGCGGUGAUCCGAGGUAUGAGUUAUCCUGCGAAAACAACAUCACAACGUUAACUUUGUUUUCAGGUAAAUACUAUGUGAAAUCAAUCAACUACAGAAACUACUCAAUGAGAGUAGUUGAUCUUGGAAUUCAAGAAGGUGAUUGCUCCUCCAUGCCUCGCUAUUUCUUAACCGCAGCCAAUUUCACAAGUUCUUACGAUUAUAAUUACCACGGGGAUCCAUAUGAAUUGGGUAACGGUCAAUCUCUGGUUGAGCACGUAAUAUACUUGAACUGUAGCAAUCAAGUGAAGAACGAUCCUCUGUACGUGGAUACAUCUCCGUGUAGAAUCAACUCUGCAAAUAACAGCUAUGUUUAUGCAAUUGAUAGGGACUUUAGUGUUGGUGAAUUAAAUGUUGGUUGCCGUGUGAAGAUUGUUACUAUAUCAUCAGCUCCAGCUUUAAUCGUCACCGAGGGAAGACAACCUUUUCCGUACAAGGAAAUUCAUAGACUUCUAAGCUAUGGAUUUGAACUUUCGUGGAUGAGACGUGGUUGUGAAGAUCAUUGUGACAAUAACAAUCAAAACUGCUUCAUGGAUUACAACGCCGGAUAUCUUGUAUGUCAAAAUGAUGAUUGCAUAACUCCAUUGGGACUUCAAAUAAAUUGUGUACAUUUGUCAAAGAUGCGCAUAUUGAUUGAAGAUGUUAUACUUGGCAUUGUUAAAGGACUACUCCAAAUAGUCGGCGUGACAAAAAGUUCAGAAUUAGCAGGUGGAGAAUUUGAUUUAUCCAACAAAGUUUCUGAUUCCAAAAUUGCCAUUAAAUUAGGAAGAAUAAGUGGAAGGUAUAUCUUGCCAUCAUUGGUAAUGAGAUUUACGACGGGCCUUGUAGUUUUCUUUGUGCUAUUGAUAUAUACAUGUCGAAGAAAACAUGCCUCAAUUUACGAAAAUAUUGAAGUUUUUCUUCGUGGAAGUACCAUGAUGCCAAUCAGGUAUUCAUACAAAGAUAUAAAGAAGAUGACUAGAAGUUUUAAGGUCAAGUUAGGUGAAGGAGGGUUCGGUUGUGUUUAUAAAGGAAAUUUAAUUAGUGGUCCAUUUGUGGCCAUAAAGAUGUUGGGUAACUCUAAGGGUAAUGGGCAAGACUUUAUUAAUGAAGUUGCAACCAUAGGAAGAAUACACCAUGCAAAUGUGGUUAGACUUAUUGGUUUUUGUUUUGAGAGAUCAAAACGUGCACUUGUUUAUGAAUUCAUGCCCAACGGCUCUCUUGAUAAAUACAUUUCCUCUAAAGAUGAUGUUAUUGAUCUAACUUGCAAGAAAAUGUAUGAGAUAUCUCUUGGAGUGGCUCGUGGAAUUGCUUAUUUGCAUGAAGGAUGUGACAUGCAAAUCUUGCAUUUUGAUAUCAAGCCCCAUAACAUCCUUCUUGAUGAGAACUUUAUUCCCAAAGUUUCAGACUUUGGUCUGGCAAAGCUUUAUCCAAAUGACAUUAGCAUUGUCACUUUAACUGCAGCUAGAGGAACAAUUGGAUACAUGGCUCCUGAAUUGUUCUACAAAAAUAUUGGAGGAGUAUCCUACAAGGCCGAUGUAUAUAGCUUUGGAAUGCUUUUGAUGGAAAUGGCAAGUAAGAAAAGAAAUUUAAAUCCACAUGCCGAUCGUUCAAGUCAAAUUUUCUUUCCCAUUUGGAUUUAUAAUCAAUUGAUUGAAGACAAGGAGAUAGAAAUAGAUGAAAUUACAUACGAGGAAAAUAAUAAUGUGAAGAAGAUGUUCAUAAUUGCAUUAUGGUGUAUACAAUUGAAACCAUGUGAUCGUCCUUCAAUGAACAAAGUGAUAGAGAUGCUUGAAGGAAAUAUUGAAAAUAUUGAAAUGCCUCCAAAGCCCUCUUUGUAUCCAAAUGAAAUGAUUCAGGAAGACCUUGACGUCAACUCUAAUGAAAUUGAAUCUGAAAAUGAUGGCUCUACUAGUUUAAUCGAUGACGAAGAUGCAACAAAGUCUCUAUUGAUGAAUUCUGCUUAAUCAGUUCCACUUCUACUUCUACUUUGUCAGUUCAAAGAAGGCUCCGUUAUCUUUGUAGAAAGUAGAGUUCACAAAUGUCUGUUCAAAGAAGCUAGUGGAAUCACCUACUCAAUAAUCAAACUUGAUAGACAUGUGUGAAGUGAAGUUCUUCAUCACAUUAUUAUUAAGUGUCUCUUGCGAAAAAUUGGUUCAACAGACAAUAUAAACAAAAGUUGUUGAGUGUAAUAGAUUUCACCAUAUUUUAUUUGAAGUCAUUGGUUUUCUCGUUUACAGUUAA